Molecule: messenger RNA, 1053 nt
Organism: Lactuca virosa
Lineage: Eukaryota; Viridiplantae; Streptophyta; Magnoliopsida; Asterales; Asteraceae
Source: the annotation of a GenBank genome assembly
AUGCAGAAAAGUGCUUCAUCUUUAGUUCUUGGACAAGGGGGGUUAGACAUAGCUCAAUCCUUCUUCAAGCCCAUCGAUGGUGCAUCACCGCCGCCACCCACCAGACGCACCACCAAAAUCUCUGUUAUUGGUGUGGGAAACGUCGGUAUGGCUGUUGCGCAGACCAUCCUCACGCAAGACCUAGCUGACGAGCUAGCACUUGUCGACGUCGAUAAAGACAAACUCCGCGGUGAGAUGCUUGACCUCCAGCACGCUGCUGCAUUCCUUCCACGAACCACCAUCUCAGCUUCCGUUGACUAUUCCAGCACGGUUGGUUCUGAUAUUCUGAUCGUCACAGCCGGUGCCCGGCAGAUACCAGGGGAAUCGAGGCUAAAUUUGCUGCAGAGGAAUUUAGCUCUAUUUUCCACAAUAAUUCCACCGUUGUCAGCUGCGUCGCCGGAGGCUAUUCUGCUGAUCGUGUCUAAUCCAGUGGAUGUCUUGACGUAUGUUGCAUGGAAAUUAUCUGGGUUCCCCCCUAAUCGGGUUAUCGGGUCGGGCACAAAUUUGGAUUCGUCUCGGUUUCGGUUCCUCAUUGCGGAUCAUCUUGAUAUCAAUGCUCAAGAUGUGCAGGCAUAUAUCAUGGGAGAGCAUGGAGACUCGUCAGUGGCACUAUGGUCAAGCAUAAGCGUAGGUGGGGUACCAAUACUUAGCUUCUUAGAAAGGCAACAAAUUGCCUACGAGAAGCAAACACUCGAGAAAAUCCAUAAAGAAGUUGUCCACGGUGCAUACGAAGUAAUAGGUUUGAAGGGUUAUACGUCAUGGGCUAUUGGUUACUCUGUUGCUAACCUAGCUCGGACAAUACUAAGGGACCAACACAAGGUCCACCCUGUUUCAGUGCUAGCCAAAGGGUUGUAUGGCAUUGAUGAUGGUGAGGUGUUUCUUAGCUUGCCAACACAACUCGGAAGGAAUGGAGUGUUGGGUGUGACGAAUUUACAUCUUACUGAAGAGGAGUCUCGACAACUUAAAAACUCCGCUACAACCAUCUUGGAGGUGCAACGUCAAUUGGGCAUUUGA